AUGCCUUCGCCGCAUCGAAGCGCCCGUUCUACUGGUCGAUUGUCAUCAGCUGAGACAUCUGAUAGACGGACCAGGAAUUCGAAGCAAUGGCUUCCGUGGCGCAAUCGGUUAGCGCGUUCGGCUGUUAACCGAAAGAAGAAAAAUGCCAAGAAAAGAAAUAAUAUAUUAAUAAUGAAGAAAAAAUCAUCGAUAGUGGAUGAAGAAGAGGAAAAAGAUGCUGAAGAUGAGUUAUCGGGAGAAGAGGAAGAACAAAAUGGAAGCUUGUCGGAAUACGAGGAUGAACUGGAUGGAUUGCUGAGGCAUCGAACGGCAAUUGACAAUUAUUUCAAUCAAGGAAGAUUAAAGUUUUGUCGUGCUAAUGAUCGUACACGGCGAAAAAAACGAAAACAAGGUGAGGAAGAUAACGGAGAAGACGGUCGCUGCGAUACAAUUGAAUGCGAUUUGCAUCUACUCUCAGAUUGGUUUGAAAGAUGUGAUGAUUAUCUUCCUCGUGGCGUUGUUCGAGAAUGUUCUAACGCAGAGCGCUUGUUUCCCCGUUGGUUAACGUACUUAGCAGCUGGUUUUAAUCUCAUUAUCUUUGGAUUAGGUUCAAAGCGGAAACUUAUGCAAAGUUUCUGCGAAAAAACAUUGCAAGAUUAUACAUAUAUUGCCGUUGAUGGUUUUCAACCCUCGUGUUUGGAAGAAAAUUUAUCAUUAAAAGUAGUUGUUAUGAGCAAAAAUCAACUGGAAUAUGCAAGAGCCGUUGGUCAUGCAAUUGAUAGCAAAAAGGAGGAUGUUGUUCUCGUAUUGAAUAAUAUUGAUGGACCUGGAUUGAGGGCAACACUUGAACAAUGGGCUCUAGCGGAAUUUGCAAAAGCUAAACAUACGCAUAUCAUUGCCUCUGUUGAUCACGUCAAUAAAAGCUUGUUGUGGACUCAGAAAUUGUUGAAUGCAUUCAAUUUUCUCUUCAUCAAUGUAAAUACCAUGCAAGCCUAUAAAGCCGAAGUGUUUGCUGGCUAUUCGAAACUGUUGGGACUGAACCCGAAAGGUUCGGGAUAUAUGCAUACAUUUGCAUCGUUGGAUGUGGUCUGGAUGUCGUUGACAAAUAAUUCUCGCUCAUUGCUUCAGCUUAUCGCCAAUCAUUAUUAUCGUAAGAAGAAACCACUGGAGUUUUUUGAGCUCUUUCAUUUGGCCAGGGAUGAAUUUCUUGUUUCGACAGAUGCAGCAUUACGGCAACAUCUUAAUGAAUAUAAUGAUCAUCGUCUUAUCGUACGAAAGCGUCACAGCGAUGGCAAUGAAUACAUAUCAGUGGCUGUGGAAGAAAAGACAAUGAUGGAAUUUUUGAAGGAAAAAGGAAUGCUUUUGGAUGAUGACGAUAGUGAUUGA
Molecule: messenger RNA, 1365 nt
Organism: Acanthocheilonema viteae
Lineage: Eukaryota; Metazoa; Nematoda; Chromadorea; Rhabditida; Onchocercidae
Source: the annotation of a GenBank genome assembly